AUGGGAGAAACCAAGGACGAAGCAUACGAAGAAGAGCUUAUUGACUAUGAGGAGGAGGAAGACAAGGCUCCGGACUCCGUCGGAGCCAAAGUCAAUGGCGAAGCUACCAAGAAGGGCUAUGUUGGAAUUCACAGUUCAGGAUUUAGAGACUUUCUUCUGAAGCCAGAGCUUCUUCGUGCUAUUGUGGAUUCAGGAUUUGAGCAUCCUUCUGAAGUGCAACAUGAGUGCAUCCCUCAAGCAAUUCUAGGAAUGGAUGUAAUUUGCCAAGCGAAAUCUGGAAUGGGAAAGACUGCUGUCUUUGUUCUCUCAACUCUGCAGCAGAUUGAUCCCGUUCCUGGCCAAGUUUCUGCACUUGUUCUGUGUCAUACAAGAGAAUUAGCAUACCAGAUAUGCCAUGAAUUUGAGAGGUUCAGUACCUAUUUACCCGAUCUAAAAGUUGCUGUCUUUUAUGGUGGGGUCAACAUCAAAGUUCACAAGGAUCUGCUGAAAAACGAGUGCCCUCAUAUUGUUGUCGGAACACCUGGAAGAAUACUAGCAUUGACUAGGGAUAAGGAUCUUUCUUUAAAGAAUGUGAGACAUUUCAUAUUAGAUGAGUGUGACAAGAUGCUGGAAUCUCUGGAUAUGAGGAAAGAUGUUCAAGACAUUUUCAAGAUGACUCCCCAUGAUAAGCAAGUUAUGAUGUUUUCCGCAACACUCAGCAAGGAAAUUCGCCCAGUCUGCAAGAAAUUUAUGCAAGAUCCUAUGGAAAUUUAUGUUGAUGAUGAGGCCAAGUUGACACUUCAUGGACUUGUGCAGCACUACAUCAAAUUGAAAGAGGAGGAGAAAAACCGGAAGUUGAAUGAUCUUCUUGAUGCACUGGACUUUAAUCAAGUUGUUAUCUUUGUGAAAAGUGUUAGUAGAGCAGCCGAGCUGGACAAACUACUUGUGGAGUGCAACUUUCCUUCUAUAUGCAUCCACUCUGGCAUGUCCCAAGAAGAAAGGUUGAAGCGUUAUAAAGGUUUCAAAGAGGGGCACACAAGGAUUCUUGUUGCUACAGAUUUGGUUGGAAGAGGGAUUGACAUUGAACGUGUCAACAUUGUUAUAAACUAUGACAUGCCUGAUUCUGCAGACACAUAUUUGCACAGGGUUGGACGGGCUGGAAGAUUUGGCACGAAAGGCCUUGCAAUCACAUUUGUUUCUUGUUCUACUGAUGUCGAUGUUCUCAACAAUGUCCAGUCAAGGUUUGAGGUGGAUAUAAAACAGCUGCCUGAGCAGAUUGAUACCUCAACCUACAAUUAG
Molecule: messenger RNA, 1278 nt
Organism: Sphenostylis stenocarpa
Lineage: Eukaryota; Viridiplantae; Streptophyta; Magnoliopsida; Fabales; Fabaceae
Source: the annotation of a GenBank genome assembly